AUGUUUAUCAGAGCAUUUCAUCAACAGUGCACACUCAACAUAAAUCAGUUAACUUUUUUUUGGUAUUCAUUGAAACCUUCAGAAGAACAGAACUUUUGGAGUGAACUUCAAUGUUAUUUGAAACUUGAAAGAUUUAAACCGCAAACUGAAUGGAUGACAAAAAGAAAAUUCACAUCGCAAACAAAAGCAACAUUGUUACAACGCGAUCUUAGACUAAACUAA
This is a messenger RNA of Clunio marinus, 222 nucleotides long. The record is from the annotation of a GenBank genome assembly. NCBI's taxonomy places the organism in Eukaryota, Metazoa, Arthropoda, Insecta, Diptera, Chironomidae.